AUGGCCUCCACCACCAAGCCGGGCAUCCCGCCCGUCGUGCUCGAUGCCGUCACCCAGCAGAUUGGCAACACCCCCAUGGUGCGCUUGAACAAGAUCCCCCAGAGCCUGGGCAUCGAGGCCACCGUCUACGCGAAGCUCGAGAUGUUCAACGCCGGCGGCAGCGUCAAGGACCGCAUUGCCCUGCGCAUGAUCGAGGAGGCCGAGCGCAGCGGCCGCAUCAAGCCCGGCGACACCCUCAUCGAGCCCACCAGCGGCAACACGGGCAUUGGCCUGGCCCUCGUCGCCGCCGUCAAGGGCUACCGCACCAUCAUCACCCUGCCCGAGAAGAUGUCGGCCGAGAAGGUCUCCGUCCUGCGCGCCCUCAACGCCGAGAUCAUCCGCACCCCGACCGCCGCUGCCUGGGAUGCUCCUGAGAGCCACAUCGGCGUGGCCAGGAGACUCGAGAAGGAGCUGCCCAACGCCCACAUCCUGGACCAGUACAGCAACGUCGACAAUCCGCUUGCCCACGAGUACGGCACUGCGGAGGAGAUCUGGACCCAGACCGACGGCAAGAUCACUGCCCUGGUGGCCGGCGCUGGAACUGGCGGCACAAUCACCGGCAUUGCCCGGGGCCUGAGAAAGCACAAGCAGGAUGUCAAGAUCAUCGCCGCCGAUCCGCACGGCAGCAUUCUCGCUCUUCCAGAGAGUCUGAACGAGGAGAAGAAGAACCAGCCUUACAAGGUCGAGGGCAUCGGCUACGACUUCAUCCCGGAUGUUCUCGACCAAAAGGGGGUCGACACUUGGUACAAGACCGACGACGUGGACUCUUUCCACUACGCAAGACGCCUGAUUGCCGAGGAGGGCAUUUUGUGCGGUGGAAGCAGUGGCAGCGCCAUGUCUGCCAUGGUCAAGGCCGUCAAGGACCUCGGCCUCGGAAAGGAUGACGUCGUCGUCGUCGUGCUUCCGGACAGCAUCCGGAGUUAUCUGAGCAAGUUCGCUGACGAUGACUGGCUUGCCGCCAAUGAUCUGUUGCCUCCCACCCCGGCGCAGACCCUGGCCGCGCCGCUCUCUCCCACUCUGACCAGCUCGAAGGAUGCGUACAAGGGAGUCACUAUCCGCUCGCUCCGGCUGAAGCCGGUCAUGACGGUCGCUGCCGAGUCUCCCUGCGCCGAGGCUAUUGAGACUAUGCGCGACAAGGGCUUCGACCAGCUCCCUGUCGCAACGACCAAGGGCAACCGCUUGGUCGGUCUUGUCACGCUCGGAAACCUGCUCUCUUACAUCAGCAGCGGCCGUGCUUCGCCGCAGUCGCCUGUCUCGGACGUCAUGUUCGACUUCCGGAAGCUGUCGGAGACGGUCAGCGAUCCUUCGGAUUUGGGUGUCCAGGGCAAGGAUAACCUCGUGUUGGGCGAAGACAAGGACAAGGCGACUAAGAGGAGGAAGUUCGUCGAGAUCACCAGGGACACGCGUCUGAACGCGCUCAGCCGCUUCUUCGAAUGGAACAGCGCCGCGGUAGUCACGGAGCAUGAUCAGGGCCACAUGAAGGCAGUGGCCGUCGUCACGAAGGUCGACCUUCUCAGCUGGCUGGUCAAGCAGGGCAAUUCUGAGGGGACCAAUGGCUUCCACUAG
Diplodia corticola is the source of this 1605-nucleotide messenger RNA. RefSeq names its product cystathionine beta-synthase. NCBI's taxonomy places the organism in Eukaryota, Fungi, Ascomycota, Dothideomycetes, Botryosphaeriales, Botryosphaeriaceae. Gene Ontology annotation, molecular function: cystathionine beta-synthase activity; cysteine synthase activity. The transcript is spliced from 2 exons. Bases 1 to 1605 code for a protein of 534 amino acids. The record is from RefSeq and is a predicted model, not a curated record. Gene Ontology annotation, cellular component: cytoplasm.